AUGUCGACAGUCGCGAACGUCACGGCAGCUGCUGCGGAAAUGCAGCGGUACGUGGUGGAAGGGUUCGAAAGGAUGGGCGGGGGGAGGGGUGGGCUGGGUGUGUUCUGCCAUGCAGAGCCGUACGCGUACGUUGUGUUCCACUGCCACACGGUGGGGAAGGGGAUGAUGAGGGAGUACGCGGUGAGCUUGAAGGGGAACGACGGGAGCCGAGUGGAGGCGAUCGCAGUUUGUCACCUGGACACGACGUCGUGGAAUCCACAGCACGUGAUGCUCCAGGUGCUGCAAGUGAAGCCGGGUAGUGUAGAGCCGGUGUGCCAUAUCCUGCCCAGCGAUCAUGUCCGGUAG
Molecule: messenger RNA, 345 nt
Organism: Zingiber officinale
Lineage: Eukaryota; Viridiplantae; Streptophyta; Magnoliopsida; Zingiberales; Zingiberaceae
Product: BURP domain-containing protein 3-like
Exons: 1
Coding region: 1-345 (114 amino acids)
Source: RefSeq, a predicted model, not a curated record